Iphiclides podalirius (scarce swallowtail) is the source of this 519-nucleotide messenger RNA. The record is from the annotation of a GenBank genome assembly. NCBI's taxonomy places the organism in Eukaryota, Metazoa, Arthropoda, Insecta, Lepidoptera, Papilionidae.
AUGGCAAGAGGAAUGUUGCCGUGUAUGAUGUCCGAAGAAACGUCAGCAGAUAGCAAUGUCAAAAUAUGGAAGAUAAAGAAGCUCAUCAAGAGUUUAGAAAUGGUAAGAGGCAAUGGAACUUCAAUGAUAUCCCUGAUCAUACCGCCCAAGGAUCAGAUCUCGCGGAUAUCCAAAAUGCUGGCGGGUGAGUUUGGUACGACGUCCAACAUCAAGUCAACUGAUGUGGUUGCUCCAAGUACAGACAAUCUAUUAAGAUUGUCUGUACUCGGAGCAAUCGCAUCAGUACAUCAUCGGCUCAAACUCUACACUAAAGGGCGCAACAACUACGUGCGCAAAGUGUCCGAGGAGAUCACGCAGCUGUUCAUCAGCUCUGACGAGCCCAACGUGGGCGUCACGAUCCUGGCCGAUUCGUUGGACUUCAAGCCGGAGCUCUCCCACUCUGACAUGUUUGAACCUCGCUUUAAUUGGUGCUUGCAGCCGAUUCAUUGCAGAAUGUCAAGUUUAUACAAGAAAAGAAGC